Messenger RNA from Cynoglossus semilaevis (tongue sole), 1207 nucleotides. RefSeq names its product putative tRNA pseudouridine synthase Pus10. The record is from RefSeq and is a predicted model, not a curated record. The coding region runs from base 131 to 649 and encodes 172 amino acids. Gene Ontology annotation, biological process: tRNA pseudouridine synthesis. Gene Ontology annotation, molecular function: pseudouridine synthase activity; RNA binding. Lineage: Eukaryota; Metazoa; Chordata; Actinopteri; Pleuronectiformes; Cynoglossidae. The transcript is spliced from 7 exons.
ACUAUUUUUGGUCAUUUUUUUUAUUUUUCUGAAGCAGUUUCAACAAAUGUUUGGGUCUUUGUUUACACCAGUCUGAGUAAGUCACCGUCGUGUUUGUCUGCGUGACACCUGCACAGGUCGACCGUUUGCCAUGGAGCUGCUGAAUCCUCACAGAGCCAGACUGAACGUCCAGGACAUGAAGCAGCUGCAGGAGAGCAUCAACGUGUCGUCAGACAAAAUCAGAGUAAGGGACCUUCAGAUUGUUUCCAGAGAGGCGAUGGGUCGGAUGAAGGAAGGCGAGGAGGAAAAGACCAAAACCUACACUGCUCUAAUCUGGACGAGGAAACCUAUCAAGAAAGAAGACAUUGCCUUCAUUAGUGACAUUAAGGAGCUGACCCUUGAUCAGAAGACUCCUCUGAGGGUUUUGCACCGACGCGCGUUGGCCGUCCGCCAGCGUGUGGUCCACAGUAUGAACACCCGUUUCCUGGACGCCCAUCACUUCCACCUGGAGCUGAAGACUCAAGCUGGGACGUACGUCAAAGAGUUCGUUCACGGAGACUUUGGACGCACCAAACCCAACCUGUGUGACCUGCUGAAGAUGGACACUGACAUCCUGGAGCUGGACGUGGAGUCUGUAGAUGUGGACUGGCCGCCUUCUAUCCAAGAGUGAGAGCUGCUGCUGCUGCUUCCACCUCCACCACCUCAGCCUGGACCAGAAGUUCUGCCCUGACAAGGACGGAGGAGGUUCCUUAUGUUGACGUGAUCAUGGAAAACUCCCAGACCAAACUGCUGCUGAUUUGAUCAGGACGCUACAGAUCAAACACUUCUCGUUACCUUCCCCUUUUUGCUUAGAAGCAAAAUAAGUCCUCGAUUUGUCUCACAGAGGGACAUCUUCUGUCAUGUUUCGUCCACUCUGGAUUGUGAACUAAAUACGUUUUAAAGAAUUGAAAAAGACACUUGUUUUUUUCCUCGUCAUUUCACAGAUGAAAUACUAGGUCAGUUCAACAGUUUGGUUCCUAUUGUCCGACUUUCCUCCUGGUCGUGUUUUCAUUCUGGACUGCAGGCAGGCCAGUGAUGAGGCCUGUUGGGAACAACAGUGGUGAGAAGACACUACCUGUUCCACAAACCUCUGGGUUAUCCUCAGUUCCUGUCAGUGGUCUCCACAUGUGUAUCUACUGUACAGGUGAAUCUGUUAAAUGCAAACAAAAAUAAAAUAUUUGGUAUUUUC